This is a messenger RNA of Planococcus citri (citrus mealybug), 4365 nucleotides long. RefSeq names its product zinc finger protein 3-like. Gene Ontology annotation, cellular component: nucleus. The transcript has 8 exons. The record is from RefSeq and is a predicted model, not a curated record. NCBI's taxonomy places the organism in Eukaryota, Metazoa, Arthropoda, Insecta, Hemiptera, Pseudococcidae. The coding region runs from base 2058 to 3758 and encodes 566 amino acids. Gene Ontology annotation, biological process: regulation of transcription by RNA polymerase II. Gene Ontology annotation, molecular function: DNA-binding transcription factor activity, RNA polymerase II-specific; RNA polymerase II cis-regulatory region sequence-specific DNA binding.
ACGGGGGGGGGGUUAGCUCGUGGGGUAGGAGCGGGGACUUUUAGUAUGUUGUUCAGCAUACCACCCUAGACAAUAUUUAUCAAAAAAACCUUUGAUCGCAAUAAUGUUCGGGUUCACCUAUUUUUUUCUGGUAUUUGACUGGGCUACAGGGGAAAACAUGAAAACAAUUAUAUUUUCAAAACUGGCACAACCUACACCGCCAGCGUUUUUUUCGUUAUUUGAAUCACGAUUCGAAUUAGAUAAGGUUAUUUUUAUUUUCUUUCUUUUUUUCCCCUACUAUUCUCAUUGAACGACAAAACAUAUUUUUGAUUUUUACAAUAUUUUACUGAAUAAAUUUUGACUACAAAUGAUAUUUUAAGCAAUUGUUGUUGAGUUCAUCCAAGAUUAACAAUAAAAUUUCACCAAUUUCUGACAUUUUUUAGUCACAUUAAUGCCCAUUGCACAGAUUUUAAGAUCCUAGAUAAGUAUACCUAAUUUUUGACAAAUUUUGUUUUACUUUGAUGGCGUUCAAACAAUUUUAUUGAAAAUGAUUCAUUAUGUACGCAAUUUUCAGAAAAUUUCGUUCAAAUUCUGAGAUGUUUCAUCAAUUUAUGGUCAUUUUUGCUUUACAAAAUUUUAGUCGAUUUUUUUUUCUAAUUUUCGGGAAAAUUUCAUUUAGAUUUUAUACUUUUCAAAAAUAGUAAAUAGGUAUUUCACGUGAUUUUUGCAGAAUUUCAAUUCAAUUUUGAUAUAAAUUUGUUCAAUUUUAUGUAAUUUUUUGAUUUGUAGAUACUUAUCUUUACAAUACAGAGGUGAUACGUCCACUUUUUCCGUUUUUGUACGCGGCAUUUGUAAUUUAAAUGGUCCUCGUACCUGAAAUAUUGUUACAUUCAAGUACUCGAAUUUGAAACUGAAAAAGACCACAGCUCACGGUCUACCUGAAAAAUUCAAUUUUUUUCAACCAAAUUUUCCUUUGCUGAUUCUUACUUCUCAAUUUUUCACAUAAGUACCUAUCCCCUACUUUCCAAUACAGCAACAAAAUUAGAAGUGAAUCAUGAAAUUUCUCAGGUUCUACUUACAUAAAUUACAUACGAAAAUGUACCUACUAAUAGGUUUGCUUUUGUGUAAUUUUAUUUUCAAACUUUGAAACUUUCAGCUUUAAUACCACGUUACAAAAAGAGUUGAUUAUUGGAAAACAAAACCUCAAACUUUUGCGAUGGUUCAUUCAAGGUUGUUUCGUCCCCUUUUAUUGCACAAUUCUUUCAAAUUGAAAAAAAAGUUGAAAAUUGACCUACGAUGUUGUCAAAUAUAUUACUUAGCCAGCUGAUUUCUUUGGAAAAUCGUAGCAUUUAUUUGGUAGGUACCUACUUAGAAAGAUGUAGGUACAGGGUGCCCAGAAAUAUCGAGUACCCCUAAAACAGUUUUCUACUAAAACACUUUGGUUGGUCACAGUGAAUGAUAAUAAUGAUAGCACAUGAUUGGUUGUUGGACUGGAGAGAUAAGAUUCCACCAAUCGUAUGUAUCUAUUUUUUCAUUGGUAACGUGAAAUAUAUGCAUAUGAUUGGUGGAAUAUUAUCUCUCCAGUUCAACAACCAAUCAUGUGCUAUCAUUAUUAUCAUUCACUGUGACCAAUCUCAAGUAUUUGGCAGAAAACUUUCUUUGAGGUACUCGAUAUUUCUGGGCACCCUGUACAAAGGUACCGAAGAAAGGGUUUCGAAAAUGAAUAGCCUAUUCAGAAGUAUGCAGAAAAAGAAAGAGUUAUUUCCCCCGAAUACCCCGAAUGUAUCUUUUAAAAGGGUGUGACUUCGUGAAUCAGACGUUCGAAGAGAACUGGUUGUGAACUGUACACUACUUUAUCGUGAAAAGUGCAUAAUACCAUGUUCUUGUCAAUAUUAUGUAAUAAUCAGACCGUAUCCGCAUGCAUAAUGUUGUAAGGAAUAUUCAAACAGUGAUUGUGUUGCGUUUGCAUAAGUGAUACAGAUGAGUUUUAAAACAUAGAAUCGUUGUGUACUUACUUCCCAUUUAGUAAACUUGCUUGAAAAACGAUCGUUUUUGAUGUUUUAUUCGGAUCGGUUGUUAUGACAAUGCAUAAUUUCAGUGAGCCUUACGAAAUUGAAGAGCUAUUAAAGAAAGAUAAAGACGUAGGCAAUUCUAUCAACAUUUCUAACCCAACGUUGGAUAAAAAUACAUCGAAAAAUGCGAUAUACAGCUCUGUCUUUCAAAAUGAUACUACCACCGAUGCUUCAAAUAAGCAAUUCUGCAGGAAUUUUAGAGACAUCACGAGUAAUUAUGACGAUGACGUUCCUACCAAGGCAAAAAAAUUGGAGUUGAAGAGAAAACUCAAAGUUAAACAGAGUCAACAGCAAACAAAAUGUUCUCGAUUUGAAAUUUUCAAAUUAAGAAAACGAUGUUCUCAUCUCGAAGAUACUGUAGCCAAAUUGAGAAAAAGAAUCAAGCGACUGGACGAGAGAUGCAAUGUUGUGCCAGCAGAAAUCGACAGAAACAUAGCAGAAAAUACUCGCCACCAAAUAGUGACCAUUUAUUAUUCAGAAAAACAGGACAACAGCUCUUGUAUUACGGAGGCACUGCCUACAAAACAUUACGAAAAAGAAGCGUAUGAGGAACGUAUUGAUGAAGAUGAUCAAUUUCCAAAUUUGAACGCUCUCAGCUCCCCAAAAAAAUUAGAGGAUGGCGGUAGUUGCAACGCAGAAGUUCAAUAUCAACAACGUUUUGAAGAUGAUCCCACCUCAGAAGAUUUACAGAACUGUUUUUCUGAUCCGACGAAAGCGGCCGAUUGUGUGUUCUUCAACGUAAUACUCGACGACAAUGAGGUUGUCAGUGAUAUUUCUGUCAAUUCUCAAAUUAACUAUCAGUUACAUAGGAGUUAUACCGUUACCAGUUCAAAUAAUGAACAUUUCGAUAAAGCUCACGUGGGGCAAACACAGCGGAUGGAACAAGAGCAAAUGACAACCCAACGACCAAACUGUAAUGAUGAGCUAAAUGUGUGCCAGCGCAAUGGACAGGCCUCUUCUUCAGCUGGGUACUCAAAACCUCGAGAAAAAGGAGUUGAGGGACGGUCUACUCGCUCUAUUAAAAAGAAAAAAGAACUCCCUAACGUAGCUAUCACGAUACAAACCUCCGACAGCAUUCCAAAAAAGGUACGAGGAGUAUUGAUGCAGGAUUCACCUCCAUACCGUUGCAAUAUUUGCGAUAAAACGUAUUCCAGUAAAUCUUCUUGGAGAUGGCAUCAGCAAAAACAUAUUUUGAAGCCAUUCCUGUGUCCGAAAUGUAAAAAAUCAUUCGCUAAAGAAUCCUGCCUCAUUGCCCAUCAAGCAACUCAUACUGAAAUGAAACCUUACAAAUGCGAAAUUUGCGGCGCACGAUUCAAGCACAAUCAUACUAAAUUAAAGCACGAACGAUAUAUGCAUACAGAGGUCGCUUGUUUCGAAUGUGCUGUUUGUGGGAAAAUGUUCAACCAUAGGACUUCUAUCAUUCAGCACUUGCGAGUACAUUCUGAUAAAAAACCGUUUCGUUGCCAAACCUGUGGCACAAGCUUUCCUUCCAAAAGCCAACUUGUUUCACAUCAAAGGAUGCAUAGUAAAGAAAAAAACUUCAAAUGCGGCAUAUGUAACCAGCGAUUUAAAUACGUACAUAAUAAAACAAAGCAUGAACGUUUACAUGUGGAGGGCUCUCGUUUCGAAUGCGCCUUAUGCGGCAGAAAAUAUCGCACGAAAAGUAAUCUAGCCCGUCACAUACACAUAUCGUUUGGUUGCAGUUAGAUUUCAAUAAUUAGUACCUAUCUGAAUGUGUGCAGAUUUAAAUUCGGGGUUUCUUUGUGUUCUGUGUUUUUGAGUUCUUACUUACCCAUGAUGAAAGAGUUGAAAAAUGGUUUGCAAAUUUUUGUACUGCAAUGAUAAAUAGACAUACCUAAUAUGUUCUUAUUUUUGCAAUAGGUACCUAGCUACCUACUAUACCUACUUAUUUUUAUUCGUUCUUAUAUGUAUAAUUAUAUUCAACAGUUUAAUACAAUAAUGUAGUUGAAAAUUAUUGACGUUGAUCACUGCAUUCUACACCGAUUUGCAGUUCGAUUUUUACUUUUAGUGAGAAAAGAUAUCUUCCCGUUUAAUAAGUAAAACCAUGGUAAUAUAGUAUGUACAUAAAUGGUUGUUGAAAUUGUAUUUAUCCUCCAAUAAAAUAUAUUACCUGAUUUCGUUACAAACGUACAUUAUAAUUACUGUUAUAGAUUUCAGCUUUGGCUCUUUUUCAGCAGUAGGUACAAACAAAUAUAUUUGUAUGAAUCGUUGUUUAAAUUGUUAGUUGUUUCGUUGCAUUUUGAACGCUUCUUUUAUUUUCUAUCCGUAGACGUUUCAUUAAUUUAUGGUCAUU